AUGUCUAUGGAAAGGUCUGACAAUGUUCCCAGAUACGGCAAUUUCUCUGCCACAUUCCGUCCUCACUUCCAGACAGCGACUUUGUGGGCCGCGUGUUCCGACAUUUUCACCCAGUCCCAGCUGGCUGCUCGAAGAGUCGGUUCUGAGAAAUUCACAGAAAGUCAUAAGUCGAUUGCGACGAUCUCUCAUAAUCCCGGCCUCCAUGUACUUGGUCUCGUUGGGUGGGGGAAUAUCAGUAAGAAGCUGGCGUUCAAAGGCGCGGGUGGCGCUGGGAAUGAAGAUUCAUUAUUUUUGAUAUUGUCCGAGAGGAUGCGAAGGAAGAAGAGUAGUUGGCUGCGGCUUAUCAUGAUUCCUUGGAUGGUGGCUGAUUGUGUCACUUUGCACACUCCACGUAACAAGCAUACACAGUACUUGAUUCAUUCAAGAGCCUUAUCCUUGAUGAAACCCGAGACCAGGAUUGUUAAUACGGCGAGAGCAUCGAUUGUGAAUGAGGAUGCAUUAGUUCGUGCUCUUGAGAGUAAGCACAUUUCUGCUGCGGCGCUAGAUGUGCAUUACCAUGAGCCUCAGGUGUGGCCGACAUUGGCGAGUAUGGAAAAUGCUACGCUUACUACGCAUAUUGGCGGCGGGGUUCUGGAAACGAGGACCAAUUUCGAAUGGAAUGCUAUGCGUAACAUCAUUGCAGUUGUGGGAGCAGAUGGUGAUUUUGCAGGGGAUCCUUUGACGCCAGUGAAUAGAGAAGCAUUUGCGGCACAAGGAUAG
Penicillium maclennaniae is the source of this 759-nucleotide messenger RNA. RefSeq lists its product as uncharacterized. Gene Ontology annotation, molecular function: hydroxypyruvate reductase [NAD(P)H] activity; glyoxylate reductase (NADPH) activity; NAD binding. The transcript is spliced from 3 exons. Gene Ontology annotation, cellular component: cytosol. Lineage: Eukaryota; Fungi; Ascomycota; Eurotiomycetes; Eurotiales; Aspergillaceae. Bases 1 to 759 code for a protein of 252 amino acids. The record is from RefSeq and is a predicted model, not a curated record.